GGGAGGGAGAGAGGGAUGAGAGAGAGGGAGAGAGAGACUGACUCACGCGUGUGCGGAGGCCGCAGGCAGACCUUAACGUCUGGAGUUCCUUCAGGGCCAAAGACGACGGGAAUGGGAGCUUAGAAGUGUGCGGCUAAGACACCAGAGUGCAUGGAAUUCUUGGCAAGUUUUUCUUAAAACAAAGCAAAACAAACCGAUGCCCUCCGCGGCGAGCCACGUAGGUGCUCCUCGCGUGCCCGAGCCCCCCGUCCAGCUGGCAGCUCUGACAAUCGAUCGCGGGGACCCAGCCGCUGCAAGGGGGCUCCAGAAGACGACGAGGAGGGGCGGGGAAGUGCGUCACCAGUGGACGGAGCAGACCUCUCGGCGGCAGCGUUGCGAGGACCUAGCUGCGACCUGGAAUCCCAUCCUCCUGUAUUUUUUCAGACUCCUUGGAAAUUAAGGAAUGCAAUUCCGCCACCAUGAUGGAAGGAUUGAAAAAACGUACAAGGAAGGCCUUUGGAAUACGGAAGAAAGAAAAGGACACUGAUUCGACAGGUUCACCAGAUAGAGAUGGAAUUCAGGGGAAAAAAAAGACCCAGAAGACUCAGCUUCUCCUCACCUCUUGCUUCUGGCUCAGAGCCCUCUCGUUAACUCUGUCUCAGAAGAAAAGCAAUGGGGCACCAAAUGGAUUUUAUGCGGAAAUUGAUUGGGAAAGAUAUAACUCCCCUGAGCUGGAUGAAGAAGGCUACAGCAUCAGACCUGAGGAACCCGGCUCUACCAAAGGAAAGCACUUUUAUUCUUCAAGCGAAUCGGAAGAGGAAGAAGAAUCACACAAGAAAUUUAACAUCAAGAUUAAGCCAUUGCAAUCUAAAGACAUUCUUAAGAAUGCUGCAACCGUAGAUGAGCUGAAGGCGUCCAUAGGCAACAUUGCACUUUCCCCAUCACCGGUGAGGAAAAGUCCGAGGCGCAGCCCGGGUGCAAUUAAAAGGAACUUAUCCAGUGAGGAAGUGGUGAGACCCAGGCGUUCCACACCAACUCCAGAACUUAUAAGCAAAAAGCCUACAGAUGACACUAUGGCCCUGGCUCCCCUCUUUGGCCCACCAUUAGAAUCAGCUUUUGAUGAACAGAAGACAGAAGUUCUUUUAGAUCAGCCUGAGAUAUGGGGUGCAGGCCAACCAAUUAAUCCAAGCAUCGAGUCGCCAAAGUUAACAAGGCCUUUUCCCACUGGAACACCUCCACCACUGCCUCCCAAAAAUGUACCAGCCACCCCACCCCGAACAGGCUCCCCACUAACAGUUGCACCAGGAAGUGACCAGUCAGCCACAGAGGUCAAAAUUGAAAAGCUACCAUCCAUCAAUGACUUGGACAGCAUUUUUGGUCCAGUGUCAUCCCCCAAGUCUGUUGCUGCUAAUGCUGAAGAAAAGUGGGUCCAUUUUUCUGAUACAUCCCCGGAACAUGUUACGCCAGAGUUGACUCCAAGGGAAAAGGUGGUGUCCCCACCAGCUGCAUCAGACAACCCAUCUGACUCCCCACCUCCGGGCCCCCCGGGACCUCCAGGCCCCCCAGGGCCCCCAGGACCCCCUGGUCCUCCGCGCAAUGUACCAUCGCCGCUCAAUUUAGAAGAAGUCCAGAAGAAAAUCGCUGAGCAGACCUUCAUUAAAGAUGAUUACUUAGAAACAAUCUCAUCUCCCAAAGAUUUCGGGUUGGGACAGAGAGCAACCCCACCUCCCCCACCACCACCCACCUACAGGACUGUGGUUUCAUCCCCUGGACCUGGCUCGGGCAGUGGUACGGGGACCACCAGUGGUGCAUCAUCCCCUGCUCGACCAGCCACUCCCUUGGUUCCCUGCAGCAGCACCACCCCUCCACCACCUCCUCCCCGGCCUCCAUCUCGGCCAAAGCUACCUCCGGGAAAACCUGGAGUUGGAGAUGUGCCCAGACCUUUUAGCCCUCCCAUACACUCUUCCAGCCCUCCUCCAAUAGCACCCCUCGCACGAGCUGAGAGUACUUCUUCAAUAUCAUCCACCAAUUCCUUGAGUGCAGCCACCACUCCCACAGUUGUGUCAGAAGAUGAUGUUUUUUAUGACAAACUGCCCUCGUUUGAAAGGCGCUGUGAAACGCUGGCAGAGAAUGAACAGCCUUCCCUCGUUUGGUUUGACAGAGGAAAGUUUUAUUUGACUUUUGAAGGUUCUUCCAGGGGCCCCAGCCCCCUAACCAUGGGAGCCCAGGACACCCUCCCUGUUGCAGCAGCAUUUACAGAAACGGUCAAUGCCUACUUCAAAGGAGCAGAUCCAAGCAAAUGUAUCGUGAAGAUUACUGGAGAAAUGGUGCUGUCCUUCCCUGCCGGCAUCACCAGACAUUUUGCCAACAACCCGUCACCUGCUGCUCUGACUUUUCGGGUGAUAAAUUUCAGCAGGUUAGAACAUGUCCUGCCAAAUCCCCAACUUCUCUGCUGUGAUAAUACUCAAAAUGAUGCCAAUACCAAGGAAUUCUGGGUAAACAUGCCAAAUUUGAUGAUGCACCUAAAGAAAGUGUCAGAACAAAAACCCCAGGCUACAUAUUAUAAUGUGGACAUGCUCAAAUAUCAGGUGUCUGCCCAGGGCCUUCAAUCCACACCUCUGAACCUGGCAGUGAACUGGCGGUGUGAGCCAGCAAGCACUGACCUGCGCAUCGAUUACAAAUACAACACCGAUGCAAUGACAACUGCUGUGGCCCUCAACAAUGUGCAGUUCCUGGUCCCCAUAGAUGGAGGAGUAACCAAGCUCCAGGCUGUGCUCCCACCAGCGGUCUGGAAUGCUGAACAACAAAGAAUAUUGUGGAAGAUUCCUGAUAUUUCUCAGAAGUCAGAAAAUGGAGGGGUGGGUUCUUUAUUGGCCAGAUUUCAGCUAUCCGAAGGCCCAAGCAAACCUUCCCCGUUGGUUGUGCAGUUCACAAGUGAAGGAAGCACCCUUUCUGGUUGUGAUAUUGAACUUGUUGGAGCAGGGUAUCGGUUUUCACUCAUUAAGAAAAGGUUUGCUGCAGGAAAAUAUUUGGCAGAUAACUAAUAAAAUCUUAUGCAAGGAUUUGGAUGAUUCAUAUAAUGGAGAACUGUUGUAUGAGAAACAGGUUUUAAUUUUGGUUUGAUGGAAACAAACCAAAAUCUGCACUUGGGAUAUAUCUGCUGGAAAUGUCCGUGACUUUCAGCAAUGAUUUCCCUCACACAAUACCAUGAUGACCAGUCUUGCAGUAUUUACUUCUAGGUGUAAUAUUGUUAAUGGUUUUAAAAUGUAAUUAUUGUAUUUGUAAAUUGUACUCACUCCAGUAAGGCGAUUAGACACCUGAGUUUUAGCAUUUUACCAUUCCUGAAAUGGAUGUAAUUUAAACUGUGGUAUGUAAAUUUAAUAGUAGAACUGUUGAAUGGCACAAUGCUUACAGAGGUAGAUUGCAUUUUGUCAAUAUAUAAAAUUUAAAUAUAAUAUUGAUAGCUGUCAUAAAGGGGGUGCCACAUACAAAGAAAAUUAAGUGGAACCAGAGGAAAAAAAAACUUCAUUUUCUUCAAUCCUUAGUAUGUUUUACUCUAGUGCUAAAUAAAAAUUCUAUCUUCAAAUAUUUAGUGGGUUAAAUUCAGAAACUAUUUCAGAAAAAAAAUUCUAAAGUUACAGCAUAUUCAAGAAGAGCAUUAAUUACCACUUUUUAAAAAGCUUUUUUUUCAAACUGCAAAUUUCAUAAAAAUGCAAACUGUGUAAACAGGGCCUCUUAUUUUUAUAACUUGUGUAAAAAGGGAAAGCAAUUCAUAUUUAAAGUUUAAGUAGAUGAAAUUAUAAUCAAGAGUAAAGAAGAUGUUGAAGUCUUAACUACUUCCCCCUCUCUCUACAGUUUAGCAAAUGUGGAGAUUGCUGAAUAAUAUCAGACUAAAGCCAAAAUUGUGACUUUAAAAUUUCAAGACUUUCCGUAGUUGGACUGGUUAACAACUUUUGCUUAAUUAGUCUGAACAGAGUCUCCCGUAUAGCAUGGAGAAUGGUACCAUGUAUCUUUCUCUUUACCUGCAGGAAUCAGACCAUUAAGGCUAAAACUCGAAAAAAAAAAAAAAAAAAAAUUCAGUCCCUCCAACCCCGUUUAAGUCCAGAAGGCAAAUUUUAAUCAUUAUCAUUUAUAUCAUUGGGGAAGGAGAAAAAAAAAAAAGCUUUAUAAAUGAAAUUCAAUCCACAUUAUUGUGCAAUAAAUUUCAUUUUGGAUAAGAUUCAUCAUAUGUGACUAUAAAUCUUUGCCAUUCUCGGGGAAUCAGAAAGAGAGUUAUCAAAAAUUAAUGUCAUGAUUUCAUCAUUGCAAGGUACGAUUAAAACUGUAAUUACUCAGUCUGGCCUCACAAUGUGAGGAGGAUUCAGAAUGGAGAAGCACUUCUUCAGGGUUAGUCCCAGUUGUCAAACCUUCCUCCUCCACUAUCUGCAAACAUGAAAUUUCCUUUAAGUCAUAGAACUUAUUUUAAACAUGAACCAAUUCUUAUCCUAAGUUAUACUAUUACAUACCUGGAAUUAGUAAGCCGUUGUAUUUAGUUGCUAAAUUUUUUUACGUUCACUGAUACUUGACAAAGAAUCAUUAGUCUCUUUAGAUUUUAGAAUCAAAUUAAAUUUUGUAAGUCUUACUUUUAAAAUGAGAUUGUGAUUGGCAAUUGUUUAUAGUUUAUAGUGGAACUUUUUAAAUUACCAUUUGUACUGCUGCAUCAGUGCUUGCUACAAAGAAAAUGUUCAAAUGUUCAAAAUGAUCUGUUUUACCUCAGAAGAAUUUCUAUUAUUCAAAUACUCUCAGUUGGCUCCCCAGACAGUCUGGAGUUGAAGUUUUUUUGGACAAAUUAUUAAUGUACUCAUUUUAAGUAAAGAUAUUCAAUUUGAUUUUGAAACCAAAAUAGAAAAUGCAAACUUUUAAUCCUGCAAAACAUCAAACACUGAAACCAAUGGAGAGUAAGGAGCAGAAAAUUGAGAAUUAUACAGCAUAUGAAUUUAAAGAUGCAUUUUUAAGUAAUCAAUUCAUAAGGAAAACGUAUUGAAUAUUAACACAAAGCAUAUUAAAAAUGUGUAAAUAUUACUGGUUCUUAUGUCUUGCUCUUUAUAUUUUAUUUUAUUUUAUAUAGUUCUAGAGUGACUUAGUAAUUAAACACAAGGGUUUUUUUCAAGGAAUAAUUUUGUUGAUAUUGUAAAAAUAUAAUUUAAAACAUAGAUUACAAAAAUCUUUAAUGUUAUUCAAACGUUUCCAGGAACUAAAUUUGAAACUAUAAAGAUCUCUUGUGAUCCCUUAAUUGGUCUUUGUGAAACAGAAUGGAGGUUAUUGGCUUGAUAAUUAUUAAACUUUCAAUAACCAGAAUCUCGAUAGAGAAGAUAUCCCUUCUCCGUUCAGAAAAAUAGGUCAAAUAAUAACACAAUAAACUCAUAUCAGGGCUUUAGAUUUUGGUAGUGGUUUUUUUUUUUUUCUAAUUUUAUAGUUUACAAUCUCCUGUUAAACCUGUAUCCACUGUACUGUACAAUAAGAAUUCAUAUUAGGAAAAAAGAUCCUAGACAAUGCAAGAGUCUCUGCUAUAAAAACUAACAAAUGAACAUUAAGUCGGGUCCAUUAUCAAUUCCUAAAACAGAAGAAAAUAGGCAAGUACAUAUUAAUAUUUUCAAUACUAGGGGUUAAAAUAAAAAGAAAGAGUUCUCAUUAACCAGAACACUAUUUCUUGAGAUUUAUGAUUUUAAAAGUUUCUGUUUUAACAAGAUAGAAAGUAUAAAUGAUAUUGUUUUAUUUUGACAACAUGGAAAGUAUGUUUUUUUCUAAAUAAAUUUCAUAUUUUCUUGAUAUUUUUAAAAAUAAAUUCUUGUUAAGAAUUAGUCUGAAUUUUACCAUAGUUGGAAUUUAUAAUUCCUAAGAGUUAAAUUUUUAAUUAUUUUUAAAGCUCUCUUCUCUACAUCUACAGACAAAAUGAAAAUUCAUUGUAUGGUAUUUGGGAAUAUAUUUCACCUAUAAAGAAAGAAGGUCCACAUUUCAAAUGGUUUUGAGUGAAUAGAGAUGUUUUUUAUUUUUGUUUUUAUGUAUUUUUAUCCAUUUCCAUCUGCAAAGUGUUUGAUGCAAUAAUGACACAUAUUUUCAUUUCAAAAUCUUCUUUUCAGAGAAACCUGGUAACUACACUAACUCUACCACUAACUACUGCUGUGUGACAUUGGACAAUCACUGCCUUUCUCGGUUUGUUCUCUUUAGUAUGAGGGAUUAGGAUUGGGAUUGGGAUUGCCAGUGGUUUUCAAGUUUUUCUUAACAGCAGCAUUUUCUGCUACCAAAAUUGCAUAUGAAAUCCUGUUAUGCAAAACAGCUUAAAGCAAUGACAGAGUUCCUUCAAGCAGUUGAGAUUUGGGCGCCCCUACCCCCACUCCCACCCUGACCCCAGCACUAUUUAAACACCAUCAUAACAUGUCAAUGAUCUAUAAAAUUUCUCCCACCUCUGAAGUUCCAUGAUUCUACUAGAUCAGAUAGAUUUCCUGGGGGGCUUCAUAAGAAAACUUGGACAAUCACAGUAAUUGACUGACGUGUAAUAAAAAAUUAUAUUUACUUGAGUGCUUACCAUAUACCAGUCACGAUAGAUACUAGCUUGUUUAAUACUUGUAGCAAUCCAGAAGUUGUAAGUACUCUUCUUAAUUCCUAUUUUACAAAUGAUGACAUCCAGGCUUAGAUUAAUUAAUUUGCCCGAAGUGACACAGCAGCUGCAAGUAACCCAGUUAUCUUGACUGCAGAGGGAGCCUCUCUGACCAGUUUUGCUUACUCAUUCUGGGAAAUAAACUCUUGUUUUAUUUUCCUAUAUACAUAUCAUUUGAAUCCCAAGGUUAAAGGUGCCGUGAAAAAUUAGUAUCAAAAUAAGGAUAAUUCCAAUAGCAAAAUUGUUGGAAGAGUAUGCUUCUCAAAGAAUGACUGUGAACCACUUGUAAUAACAGUCAUUUAAAAGGGUGAUGAUUUUGGCUCAGUCCCAGAGCCUAGAAGAUAGUAUCAACAAGUUUAAAUUAAAAGAAUAAAUAUCUAGGGAUGGAAUUUAGGAAUACGUAUUUUGACAAGCACCCAAAACCUGAGAAUCACUGCCCUAAGACAUCUCUGAGGUCCUUCUUAGUUAUGACAUUCUAUCAAAUUUUAAACAUUAAAUUGUAAGUUGAGUGAAUAUCAUUUUUCUGGUGAGUUUAUUUUUUCACUCAGUCCAUUUAACUUUCUCCAGUUAAAGAAAAAUGGAAAAAAAAAAAAAAAGACUCAAGGCUUUUCUGGGAAAAUCCUUAUCUUUUCCUUAGAGUUCUCACUAUAUAGUCUCAAAGUGGCCUGAAAUGUAUUUUCUCGUUUUCACAUUUCUCCUUUUCCAUCAAUGGCUCAAAAGACUAAGAGAAGCUGUAGGCAGAUUGCAAGCUAUCACUCACUGCACAAAAAAAGUCCUAAUAAAUGUCUCCCUCCUUGCAAGAGACACUCAGAUGGAUGUGUAACUUUUGAGCUGACCCUAAUUAUUUUGUAGACCUUUGAAUUGGAUGCUUUAUAACCAUGGACCAGUAUCAUUGUAAAGGAGUUAACUCAAUAAUUUUUAUUUUUCCUUUUUUUUUGUUUUCAGAAUAAUCACAGUUGUCAAUUAAAUUUGAAUGGCAUAGUAAAAUAUUUAGAUAUCUACUAAGAAGAUGAGUUUGUUGAGUUUUGCCUUUUUUUUUAAGCUUUAUUUUUCCUUACAGAUUAUGCAUUCAGCAAGAUCCCAUUCAGGCUAAACGUACUUUCUGCUACAUGGUUUUCUGACCAGCAAUUUAUUUAAUGGAAGGAAAUUUUUUUAUGAUAGUAAAAGAAGGAUGAUCUCUAAAUAUCAUUUUAAAAAUUAGUUAAUAUAAGUAAAAAUGAUGUUUCCUUGAAAUAAAUCAAAUUAAGUUGCUGAUAUGAAUGAACAAAUCAAUCUAUGUUAACUGAUUAAAGAAGGUGUUCUGAUGACCUGCCACACCAUCUUUUACUGUGUGCACUUCUGUCAUGAAGCUUUAUUGGAUUUUCCUGCUUCUUUUGUGUUUGUUUGUUUGUUUGUUUGUUUGUUUCAUUUGGCAAAUAGCAUCUAAAUGCCAUUCCCUCACUCGUGAAUUAAACAUGUCUACCAUUACAUUAUUUUUUGUACAUGGAAUGUAUGGAGGAAAAGGAGAUAGAAGUCAAAUAUUUAAAUUUCCAAAUAUUAAAAAAAA
Canis lupus familiaris (dog) is the source of this 8162-nucleotide messenger RNA. It is a transcript of the gene SGIP1, whose product is annotated as SH3GL interacting endocytic adaptor 1. The transcript has 27 exons. The record is from RefSeq and is a predicted model, not a curated record. Lineage: Eukaryota; Metazoa; Chordata; Mammalia; Carnivora; Canidae. Bases 459 to 3023 code for a protein of 854 amino acids. Gene Ontology annotation, cellular component: clathrin-coated vesicle; clathrin-coated pit; cytoplasm. Gene Ontology annotation, biological process: clathrin-dependent endocytosis; clathrin coat assembly; synaptic vesicle endocytosis.